Molecule: messenger RNA, 1912 nt
Organism: Daucus carota subsp. sativus
Lineage: Eukaryota; Viridiplantae; Streptophyta; Magnoliopsida; Apiales; Apiaceae
Product: sialyltransferase-like protein 2
Exons: 12
Coding region: 204-1520 (438 amino acids)
Molecular function (GO): sialyltransferase activity
Source: RefSeq, a predicted model, not a curated record
GUAAAUUCGUAAAUCUCAAUCGAACAGCAACGGGACUCCGUACUCACACUGAAAGCUACAACGUCGUACUUAACAACUGAAGCUGCCAGUGUCGUGUCGGAAGAUCAAUCCGUGUGCUGUUCCGUUCAAGAUCUAUUAAAUCUUUUCAUAAAUAAAACAGGGCUUCUGUUCUGUUCUGUUGUUGGGUUUGAAAUUCUGUUUAGAUGCGGCUUUUACACUUGGCUUUUGCGUUUGCAUUAGCUUCUGGCCUCGCUGCUCUUCUCAUUUACAUCAUUGGCGUCUCUCAUUUAAAUGAGACAUUAGAAUUGUGGGAGGAAGAUUUGGAAGCGUUGCGAACGUUGCAGACUGGGUUUCGGAAGUGUGUGGGGGCAAAUGGAUUAGGAUUGGAAGCUGUGAGUGGCAAGGAUUAUUGUGAAGUUACGAUACAGUUUCCUGCUGAUACCAUUCCAAAAUGGAAAGAUCCAAAAACAGGAGAACUUGAAGGCUUAUCAUACAGUUUCAACUUAUGCGAAGCGGUGGCUACAUGGGAGCAGGUUCGGAAUAGUACCACAAUACUUACCAAAGAGUUUAUUGAUGCUCUGCCCCAUGGCUGGGAGGAAUACGCCUGGAGAAGGAUUAAUAAGGGAGUAUUACUAAAUCGAUGCAAAAACAAGAUUCUGUGCGUGGAGAAACUUUCUUUGGUGCUUCCUGAAACACCACCCUAUCUUCCACAUCAGUUUGACCGCUGUGCUGUUAUUGGCAAUUCUGGAGAUCUUCUGAAAACCCGAUUCGGCGAUGAGAUAGAUAGUUAUGAUGCUGUUCUCAGGGAAAAUGGUGCACCAAUCCAGAACUUCACAGAAUUUGUGGGGAAAAAAAGUACAUUUCGUCUUCUUAAUAGAGGUUCUGCUAAAGCUCUGGAUAAAGUUGCAGAACUAUAUGAAACAGGAAAGGAGGUUUUGCUCGUUAAGACGACGAUACAUGAUAUCAUGAGCAAAAUGAUUCAGGAAAUCCCAAUACUCAAUCCUGUGUAUCUUAUGUUGGGUGCAUCUUUUGGUUCUGCAGCAAAGGGAACUGGACUCAAGGCUCUCGAAUUUGCUCUCUCUAUUUGUGACACUGUUGACAUGUAUGGUUUUACUGUGGAUCCAGGUUACAAAGAAUGGACUAGAUAUUUCUCAGAGUCUCGACAAGGUCAUACCCCUCUGCAUGGUAGAGCUUACUACCAGAUGAUGGAGUGCUUGGGACUUAUAAAGAUUCAUUCUCCAAUGCGAGCUGAUCCCAAGCGUAUUGUGAAGUGGUUACCUAGCCGAAGCACAGUUGUUGCUGCCAAAACGGCAUCAGACAAGUUGUUGGGGAGGGUAGGAGCAGGAUCUAAGAAUCCAUUGGCUGCUUGUUCAAUCACGAAGAAACAAAUGAAAAGGAAACCUGAAAGCAUGUUUAGCCUUAGAAAAGAAGCUGUGGAACAUCAAAAGUAUGUAAAUGGUGCAACCAUGUACCCUCUGGAACAUAAUCCCGGGCAUGGCCACCUCUGCACGGUGCCCUAACACAGGUGUUCUGAUCUUUGUGAGAAGGGUUCAUACACAGGUUCAAAUCCUUUGGAAACCAGUGUAGACGGAAACAGGCUUCUAAAAUUGAUAAUUUUGUUUUCAAAGCUCUAAUAUAUAUUGAAGUUUCGCACCCUGCUGAUCCAGAGCUAGUGCAUAUAUGAGGAUGUAAAUUGAAGUGAGGACCUCUAAUUGGUCUGGUGUAACUUUUUUGGAUUAGACUGUUAGUUUAGUUAUUACCGGGUCGAUGAUCUAUUUCACAUCUCAGCUUUGGUUGGUUGCAAAAACCCUUUUUUCUUAUACAAGAAUUUUAAACUGUUAGACUUAUUUGUAUGUGCAGAUAAAGGAUUUUUUUAUUCAAGAAAUUUGAAUGUCAAGGCUAAUUUGCGUUA